This is a messenger RNA of Nerophis lumbriciformis (worm pipefish), 438 nucleotides long. The record is from RefSeq and is a predicted model, not a curated record. Lineage: Eukaryota; Metazoa; Chordata; Actinopteri; Syngnathiformes; Syngnathidae.
AUGGGCUUGUUCACAUCGACCAAGAUCCUCGGCUUUGCUUUAGUGCUCCUGUGUAUGUCGGUGCCGGCGGAUUCGUCAGAUGUGAAUUGCGAGAACGUUUACAAGGACUUUUCCGACUGUGUCCUGGAACUGGGGGAGAGCAUGGACAACUAUCAGGAAAACGUGACCAGCGAGAGGGGAGUGGCUGCCGUGUGCAGCCAUUGGGAAGCUUUCCACACGUGCGCCCUGACGGCGUUGUCCGACUGCCAGCAGGAGGUCAGCUCCAUUUGGGAGACUCUGAGACAGGACUCCAGAAAGAUGCGCUUCCAGGGAAGCUUGUUUGACCUGUGUAGCCCCAGUUCAUCUCCAAGCACGAGCUCGCCUGUCGCCGCGCUGACCUUGCCUCUCGCGGCCGCGUUGCUCACCGCCGGGGCCGGGCCCGGAUGGCCCUUCAUGUAA